Molecule: messenger RNA, 810 nt
Organism: Penicillium expansum
Lineage: Eukaryota; Fungi; Ascomycota; Eurotiomycetes; Eurotiales; Aspergillaceae
Exons: 3
Coding region: 1-810 (269 amino acids)
Source: RefSeq, a predicted model, not a curated record
AUGCCCGAAAUAGAGUAUCCUCCAGUUCUUCCUAAGCUGAUUGGUGAAACGAUCACUACAUGCUCAUGGAAGCCUCUGGACUCUGAUAUUUACCCCCCUCGCGACUGGGUCGUUAUCGAAAAGCUAAGUGAGCGCCAAACCCCGAUAACCCCCAAAGAUUUCGCCAAUGGCAUGGGCCCUGCAUAUACCGCUGGAAAAUAUCUUUGUCACCUUGCAGGUGCCGGGAACGAGAAAAAACAAGCCUUUAUGCGUAUCUACAAACAAAUUCCUCUAGCUGGCACUGAAAUUGAUAACGUGAAAAGUCGGGGGGAACAGGCCUCUAAGCCACGAAAACACUUAGAGCUGAAUGCCUUAAAGCAUCUCACAGAAAAUAGGUGUAGUGCUACCCCUAGACUCCUUGGGUAUGAAACCGGCAAGCAAAACAAAAAUGACUGUGUCCCCGGUGGAUAUAUCAUGUACAUUGUAUGGGAAAAGGUCCAAGGAGAUUCUCUUGAUCCUAUGGAGUUCUGGAGUCUUCCCAACAAUCAACGAGAAAGCAUCCGCGCUAAGUUCAAAGCAGCCUACUUGGAAGUUUUGGAGCUUGGGGUCGAGCUGAGCUUGACGACCGCAUCAAAGAUCAUACUCGACAAGACCACUGGUGAUGUUAAAAUCUCCGGUUUUAGGCGGGCUCACGAAAUCUCCCCAGAAAAGACCUGGGACGACUACUUCUUCGUGAUGUUUUUCCUAGCCCUGAACUCCCUGGUCCGGUACAACUACUUCCCCAUCACAGCGGAGGAUAUCAAAGUUCACAGCAAUGGCUGGAUGUGGUGA